Messenger RNA from Contarinia nasturtii (swede midge), 2122 nucleotides. RefSeq names its product ectonucleotide pyrophosphatase/phosphodiesterase family member 5-like. The transcript has 7 exons. The record is from RefSeq and is a predicted model, not a curated record. Bases 532 to 1995 code for a protein of 487 amino acids. NCBI's taxonomy places the organism in Eukaryota, Metazoa, Arthropoda, Insecta, Diptera, Cecidomyiidae.
GUCAACAGAAUCUCUUGCUUUUGUAUAUACAAAAAAAGACGAAAAAAUAAAUUCGUUCAAAAGUGAUUGCCUUUGCUUUUGAUUAAUCAUUCAUUGGAUUCAAUUACAUUUCGAAGAAGCGGUGAAAAAAAGUGACAUCGUUUGAUAAACUAUAAUAAGAAUCAAAUGAAAAAAAUGGUGUAAAUAAGCAAUAUAUAUGUAUGUGAUUUACGGCAUUUAAAACAAAUAGUAUGUGCAUCAUUUGCAAGUGCAAAAUCGCGAAAUAAAAUGUUUACGUAAACAAUUGUGUUGAUAGUGAUCACUGUCGAAUUAUUUCGCAAGUGAUCAUUGCUUGUUUGUUGAUGUAUCUAGUGAGCUCCGAAAUAAUUUGCGUGCAAUUUAUUAAUUAAAAUUUUUGCUUAGUCUCACAGUAAUACAAACGGAACAUUUUAUGAAUCGUCGGCACGUACAUUUUUUGUGAUAUUAGCGUGUGUCUUCCCAGUCUAAGUCAGAGACGCUUUGUUGCCAGCAAACGAAGCAUCGAGAAGAAGCAUGUUUCGGUCAACGAUUUCAAUUUUGUGGUUAUUUGUGAAUAUUUCACUUGUCAUAUGUGGAACGGUGCCAUCGAAAGUGGAACCCGCACUUUUGGUUAUUUCCUAUGAUGCAUUUCGUCCGGAAUAUUUAAACCGGAAAGUCACACCAAACCUAAAUAAAUUCCGAAAAGAAGGCACAUCAGCACCUUAUAUGAUUAACGUUUUUCCCACAAAAACAUUCGUGAAUCAUUUUACUAUUGCAACGGGCUUGUAUGCAGAAAAUCAUGGAGUGUUGGCAAACGAAGUAUAUGAUUCUGAACAAGGGCUUUUGAAUUAUGGUUAUCCACUAUUUCACUACAGCAAUACCACGAUACCAAUUUGGACGGCAAAUCAGAAAGCUGGAAAACAUUCAGGGUGCAUGUGGCCGGGCGGUGAUUUUGAAUACAAUGGUAUUUCUUGCACUUUUACGGCUAAAUUUGAUCCUAAAAAGAAGUGGGAAGAUCGAGUCGAUCUCGCUCUAUCAUGGUUCACCGACAAGAAAACUCCAGCAAACUUGGUUAUGUUUUACAUUGAGGAACCGGACUCUCACGCCCAUAUGUACGGUGUCGAUUCACCUGUGAUAACAAAUAUGAUUUCAAAACUAGAUAAUUUAACGCAAUAUAUUCAAGAUAAAUUAGUUGCAACUGGUUUAGAUAAACGAGUGAAUGUAAUUCACCUAUCGGAUCAUGGUAUGACAGGUGUAGCACCGCCAAAUUUCAUUUAUUUGGACAAAAUUCUAGCAAAUGACAGUUUUAAAAUGUAUGGAACAUCACCAAUAUUACAAAUCGUUCCCAAAGAUCCAUCCAAAGAAGGUGAAAUCUAUGACAAAUUAACCAAAGCAGCUGAAAUAAAUGGCCACUUCAAAGUGUAUACUCCAAAGAAUAUUCCGUUGCGAUGGCAUGCAAAUAAUACGCGUCGAAUGGGCCCAAUUCUAGCUGUGGCCAGCCACGGCUACGGAUUUCAAGACCUUAUGGAAACAGCAAAAAUUUACGAGAAAAAGUUCAAUAUCACAAUAACGAAUGAGACAAAAUACGGCGUCCAUGGAUAUGACAACCAAGAUCCUGAUAUGCACGCAAUUUUUAUGGCUAAAGGGCCAUUAUUUGCCAAAGGAAAAAUGCUAAAAGCUGUCAAUAUGAUUGAUUUAUACAAUUUAUUCUGUUUUAUAUUGAAUAUUGAAUGUGGUCAAAAUAAUGGAACCAAAAAACUCGACGCAUAUGAUGAUUUAUUUGCUGUGAAACCCGUUCGAAGCACUCAAAAAGAUGAUAAUAAUGGAGAACUAGUCACAUGGGGUGUGAUAUUCAUAUUGCUGGUUGUUUCAGUUAUUGUGAUUACGAAAGUUAGAAAACUUCGACAGCAACACGCUUAUACCAGAUAUUUACACAGAAGCGCACUUUUAGACGACUUUUCAAGUUUUGACGACGAGCUUUCAUUCAAUACACGUUAAAUAUACUGUAUUUAAGAAGAAUCCGAAAUUUAUCUCUAACCCCAUCCCAAUUUUUGUCGAUUGAGAUUAAAGAAACUAAUUGAAUACGGGUAUUCAAACCAAUUUGAUUUCAAUCUUUGGCUGUCAA